Molecule: messenger RNA, 1517 nt
Organism: Schistosoma rodhaini
Lineage: Eukaryota; Metazoa; Platyhelminthes; Trematoda; Strigeidida; Schistosomatidae
Source: the annotation of a GenBank genome assembly
AAAAAAAAAACAUUUUAUAAUCAGUAGACUUAAUCAGUAGUAUAUAUAUAUAUAUUACUGAUCUCACAUAGAUAUAUCAUUCUCAAAUUUGUUUUAAUCAACCUCGUUUCUCUCCUUUUUUUUUAACGGUGAGAUAUUCAAACAGUGAAUCAAGUUGUGUGUUUUUUUUCCGUUAAAUUUUCAAUGAAUGUUUUACAACUACCAUUAAUGAAUGAAAAAGAAAUUCAAACAGAUGAUGAAAAUAUACAUAAUCAAUUAGUUAAUUUAAUUAAUUCAAUGUUAUUUCAUCAACGUUGGUUGAAUAAGAAAGGGAAAGUUCAAGUGAACACUUUACGUAAUCUAUUGAAAAAUUCCUGCUAUAUAUCAAUGUUCAACAAACUAUUAUUGACAAUGAUAGAAACACCAAAAACAUUAUUAUUACAAUCGUUUACCUUAUUAUCAUCAUCAUCAUCAUCAUCAUCAGCAGCAGCAGCAGCAGCGGCAGCAACAGCAUCAUCAUCAUCAUCAUCAUCAGCAGCAGCAGCGGCAGCAACAGCAUCAUCAUCAUCUAUAUCAAAUGAUUUAUUUAUUAUUGGAGCUGGUCAAAUGAGAACUGGUACAACUAGUUUAAAAUUUGCUCUACAAUUAUUAUAUAAUCAAUCAUGUUAUCAUAUGUAUGAUAUAAUCUAUCAUUAUCAAGAAUCUCAUAUUCAAAAAUGGUUAAAUCUAUUUAAUAUGAAUAAGAAUUUUAUUAAUAUUGAAAAAAUUUAUUGGAAUGAUAUUUUUAAUGAAUGCAGAUUUGCUGUUGAUUAUCCAACAUGUGUAUUUUAUAAAGAAUUAAUGAAGAUUUAUCCAAAUGCCAAGGUAAUUUUAACAGUUCGUGAUGCCGAUUCAUGGGUUUCAAGUUGUCGAGCAACAACUGCUUCCGAUAUGGUUAUGACUAAACAUACCACAUUUACUGAGAAUAUUAUUUACCGAUUACGUGGACUUAAAAGUUUACCAAUAUUACAUGAUAACAUGUACACUAAGGCGUUUGGUCCAAAUUAUGAUCAAAUGACAGAUGAUGAAUUAAGAGAUGCCUUUAUUAAAUGGAACCAAGAGAUUAUUGAUUAUGUUCCAAAAGAUCGUUUAUUAAUUUUUGAUCCUAAAGAUGGAUGGACCCCGUUAUGUGAAUUUUUAAAUAUCCCUAUUCCUGAAAAUGUUCCCUUUCCUCAUUUAAACAAGCGAGUAGAUUUAAGAAACAGAUUACUAAAAUAUCGAUUUUUAGCACAAUUUUUAAAUUUUUCAUUAAUGAUUUCAUUUUUAUGGUUUGUUCAUUAUAUCAUUACAUCUUAAUCUAUGGGCUAUAGAGUGAAAACAAUCUGUCUACUUAUUUCUAAUUAAGUAGCUUCGUAAAACGUAGUCAUUUUUAAAUUUACAUAUGUGAAAGUAGUAUUUCAAUUGACUUAUUAUUUUGUAAACAAACUCAAUGUUCAUUCAGUAAAUGACCUCUUUAAAACUUUCACUAAUAAAUAUAUCUAACUUUUUAUGUAUUAACA